Porites evermanni is the source of this 393-nucleotide messenger RNA. Lineage: Eukaryota; Metazoa; Cnidaria; Anthozoa; Scleractinia; Poritidae. The record is from the annotation of a GenBank genome assembly.
AUGGGUAUGUAUAGGAAGUCAACAACAAAAGCAAGUGCACUAGCAAUGUCUCAAAAAACAGGAGUAAAGUACAGUGAACUGGCUCGUCUGCCAUACUUCAACAUGGUUGAAAACUUCUUAAUUGAUCCUAUGCACAGCAUCUUGAUGGGCCUUGUUUCUGACCUUGGGGAAGAACUUAUAACUAAUUCCAACAACUUGAUGACAGAGGAGGAGAGAGACAUCUUGGCAAACAGAUUGAAUGCCGUGAGGGUGCCCUACGAUCUUGGAAGGCUACCAAAGACAAUGCUAGACAGGAUGUCAGCACGAGGGUUGAAAGCGCAACAAUGGAUGAAUUUCAUUGUCACCUAUACAAGGGGCUUGGUUAUGGAAUGUAGUACAAAACAGAUUUUAUGA